AUGGUGCGCCUGAGGGGGAGGCUGCUGACCUGCUUCUAUUGUGGGAAGCGGUCAUCCAUCAGAUACGAUGGUCACAUACGCGACUUUCUCUGCACCUUUUGUGAGGCGAGAAACUAUCUGGACGAGUAUGGCGAUGUCACCGACCCCCCAGCCCUCGAAUCUUCCACACCAAAGCGAUUCGUCAAACAAUUGCCAUCUCAAACACUUUCACCUACGGAAAGUGUUUUCUGCGAGAAUUGCCUAAAGAACCAACGCCUAUUUACCAGAUCAUUGGCACAGUAUUUCCCCGACGACCCCUCUCAUCCCGAAUACGCCGAACUGGAGCGCAAAUACUAUCGCUACCGUAGAGACCUGGAGAAGCGCUAUCCUCAAGAAUGCGCAGACUGCAAGAAGAAAGUUGACGAACGCCUAGAGCAGGCUGGCUACACUGCAAAAACCGACCAUCUGAGACGGAUGUUAGAAAAGAGUAGGGGCAGAAGAGUUCCUAAGAGGAUGACUUACCUUGAUGUGGCAAACACCAUAGGACGAUGGCUGUGGUGGGGGGGCUUUAUUAUUCAGAUUGUCUGGCACUUGGUCAGCGCCUCAGCCGUUCUAGACAAGCGUGAGGAGAACGGAAUGUAUGAUCCGGACGAUCAGGGCACGACAAAGCAGAUGAUUGUUGCAUGGUUGAACUGGUUACGGGCUUUCCUGCCCGCUGCUGAGACGCUAAUUGGAUGGAGCAUUAGAGUAGGGUUUCUCUCUGCUUGGUGGAAUCCGUACAUUGUGCAGCUUAUUCGCCUCAUCAUCUUCUUUCGACACAUUUUCCGCUCUGUUCUCCAUAUGCAAGGAGGCCAGGCCCAGUCCACUGGGGCACAGCUGAGUGCGCAUUUUGCAAUGGUUUCUAUUAUGGGACUGAUCUACUAUCUUGCUCGGGGGUCUAUCAAAGUCGAUACCACGCCGCUCUUUAAGAUAACCAAGAGGACGACAACCGCAAACCAGAAGCCUUCACCUGCGCCGAGAAGGAAAAUAAGAGAACCAAAGACUCUUGCCGAGGCUCUGACUGAAGCCCUCGAAUCGCGGCCAAUGAACCCAUUGCCGCCUUCCCGACUCAGCAAACAACCAUUCCAACCAGCUCAAGAUGAACUUUCUUUUGCCGGCUUCAGCAUAUCAGACAAGUCUCCUCAAAAGGGCUUUCGCGCACAGGAUGCUGAUGCAAUGGAUUGGUCCCCUCUACCGAAGCAUGCUCAAAAAUCGCAAUACCGGGCAUUUCAAGACCCCCCCGUGUCCAAACUUGGCGCGCGUCCUUUCGGCCAAUCCCCUACCCAGCCUGAUGCCGGGCCAUUCUGGUACAAGGUACCACCUGCACCGGUGAACCCAGCACAGCGAUUUCGUAACCCCCCGGGUGCUCCUCUGUUUAAGAGAGCGUUUUCAGUUGAGCCAAGGAAGGAAGAGGGCAGUUUCGGCUUCGGAAUGGGCCAUAUGGAUGACAGGCGGGAAGAAAUGCCGAGAGCCAGCAGUGUGGACUUUAAGAGCCCCAGCUUCUUCGCACCUGAGGGUCCUGACGAUACGGAUGCCCUGGCAGAUGCCCUUGGACAGAGCUUCAGUUUUGCCAGCGUCAUCGACGACGAAUCCGACUCUGAGAAGACCGUUGUGAAUGAAGAUAUUCAAGUUGAGAUCCCUAUCCUCUCUAGUUCGCAGACCUCACACAAAUACGACCUCUACUUUUUGAUGGCCAUCCUUCCAUCUUGGUUCAUUCCCCAAUUCAUCACGACUCCUUAUGCUAGAGAAGCACGACUCGCUAUCCUAGCUAUUGCUGGCAUCAUCGCCAUCCGCAGCGUUGGAGGUGCUACCCACCAGAUCUUACGUGGUGGCGCUGACUUGUCCAGACUGGCCAUGUGUAUCGCUUCCAUGACGAGUGUGCUUGAGCUAAGUGCCAUUUGUUGGACAGGAUGGCAGCUAUGGACGAAUGAAAGCGACGUGUUCCAACAUGGCGCUUCUGUGUUAGCCUUUAUGUUGGGACAUCAAGAAUUGAGGGGGUUUUCCUUGAGACGGGGUUCGUGA
This is a messenger RNA of Trichoderma breve, 2040 nucleotides long. RefSeq lists its product as uncharacterized. Bases 1 to 2040 code for a protein of 679 amino acids. The record is from RefSeq and is a predicted model, not a curated record. The transcript is spliced from 5 exons. Gene Ontology annotation, biological process: nuclear inner membrane organization. Gene Ontology annotation, cellular component: chromosome, centromeric core domain; nuclear inner membrane; microtubule organizing center attachment site. NCBI's taxonomy places the organism in Eukaryota, Fungi, Ascomycota, Sordariomycetes, Hypocreales, Hypocreaceae.